Corvus hawaiiensis (hawaiian crow) is the source of this 1775-nucleotide messenger RNA. RefSeq names its product serine/threonine-protein kinase pim-2-like. The coding region runs from base 1 to 1692 and encodes 563 amino acids. NCBI's taxonomy places the organism in Eukaryota, Metazoa, Chordata, Aves, Passeriformes, Corvidae. Gene Ontology annotation, biological process: protein autophosphorylation. Gene Ontology annotation, molecular function: ATP binding; protein serine/threonine kinase activity. Gene Ontology annotation, cellular component: cytoplasm. The transcript is spliced from 11 exons. The record is from RefSeq and is a predicted model, not a curated record.
AUGUCUUUGUACCCGUGGCUGCGGAACGAGCACGGAGAGCGAAAGUCAGCAGGAGACGUGGAUGUCCAGAGGUACGUGCCGCUGCUGCUGACCACACACGGCGCAAAUUGCACCUCGCGGGAUGCUUCCCCGGAGGCUGCUCAGGCGCCCCGCUCCUCUUUCCACCUGAGCGUCACUGCGGAGGAGUCUUUGGCGCGCUUCCCCUCCGAUUUUCACCUGGAACCGGACAAGAAAAUAGCAACAGCCCUGGCGACGAGGGCACCGCGCCGGGCACGGCCCCGCCGCUCCCACUGCCCACGCCGAGCGGCCGGGGAGCAGCGCUGCGCCCCGCAGGGGCCGCACGCAAAAAGUGCGGACAGCGCUUUGCUUGCUCGUGAGCAAGAGACCGCGGCGCGGGGCGAGCGAGCAGCAGGGGCAAGUUGCAAGACUGCCGCAAGGAAGAGUUACAAUCUGGUGAAGAGGAAGCUAAACAAGACGGUGCGUGUGGCGCGGCUGCGGGAGGAAGAGAUGCUCCGUGACUCCGCUUCGGCCCCGGAGCGCAGCGGCCCCAUUGCCAGCCUCUGGCUCCGGCUGGUCCGACUCCGGCCCCGGCCCCAGGCCCGCCUCCGACUCCGACUCCGACUCCGGCCCCGGCCCCGGCCCCGGCCCCGGCUCCUCCCGGGACCCGCCGCGGACACAGACGGCGCGGCCGCUCCCGCCGCGUCCGCGGCGUCUUCCCCGGUCCGAGCUCUUCCGCUCGGCAGCGCGGCCCCCGCCCCCGAGCCGCCGGUGUCCCCUUCGAAAGAGGCAACAUCUGGGGAUACCCGGCCCGGGGCGGUUGAGGAGCGGCCGCGGGCCGUUUCUGGAGCCGGGCCGAGCGCUGACAGCCGCGUGUCGCCGGCAGGGAAGGCGCAGCAGGGCCUGACGGAGCGCUACCGGGUGGGCUCGCUGCUGGGGCGCGGCGGCUUCGGCAGCGUGUUCGCGGCGACGCGGCUCUCGGACGGCGCCCCGGUGGCCAUCAAACGGGUGCCACGGAACCGCAUCCGUCAUUGGGGCGAGCUGCCCAACGGCACCAGCGCACCACUCGAGGUCGUGCUGCUGGACAAGGUGUCCACCGGCUUCCCUGGUGUGGUGCAGCUCCUCGAGUGGCUCGAGCUCCCCAACAACGUGGUGCUGGUGAUGGAGCGGCCGGAGCACUCUCAGGACCUGCUUCGUUUUAUUCGAGAGCGGGGCUUCCUGUCAGAGGAGGUGGCACGGGAGCUCUUCCGCCAGGUCCUGGAGGCCGUGCGGCACUGCACCAGCUGCGGGGUCCUUCACAGGGACCUGAAACCAGAGAACAUCCUGGUUGACCUGGCCACCGGCCAGGCCAAAUUGAUUGACUUUGGCUGCGGCACCCACCUGCAAGACACAGCCUACACCCGCUUUGCAGGAACACCAUCGUACAGCCCCCCGGAAUGGAACCACUUUGGCUGGUACUACGGCGAGGCAGCUACCGUCUGGUCCCUGGGCAUCGUGCUGCACCAGAUGGUCUGCGGGCAGCACCCGUUCCCGAAGGGCCGGAACAUCAGCUGGGGCCAGCUGUCGCUCCCACAACGGCUCUCUCAAGACUGCAAGGAACUCAUCAGAUGGUGUCUGUCCCUGCACUCCUUGGACAGGCCCUCAUUAGAAGACCUGUCGUGUGAUCCUUGGCUGCAGGAUAUUCACCAUCCGUAGAAGAAGGGAGAGAGCCACAGGCACACUUUGAUCCAGGGAGCCGCCGGGGCCCUGGGCGGGGCACUGACAGCCUGCUCUCAGCC